AUGUGCGGCCCAGGCGCAAGUACUCAAAAGACAACUCAGGUUGUCACCGGAGCCAUUCCCAUCUUCUUGGCGGGGGCCGUGGUGUUCUCAUCCUACGUUGUCAUUGACAAGGUCUGCUACGGUCACUUUUACUCCCAAGGAUGGACAAGGACAGCGCACGCCAUCACGGCCAUCCUCGCCAUAUCCCUCCUGUUCAUGACGCUCAGUUACAUGCGCCUCUUCCACAUGAUUGUGCGGAACCCGGGCCUCGUACCCUCGCCCAAGCAUGAUGCCAAAUCCCAAGACCCAGAGGCACCAUACGACAUAACAUCUCCUUCGGAGUCCCGGCCCGGCGGCAGGAUCAUCAACGGACCCGGCGACCCAGAGGUGCAGCUGAACGAGAUUCCAGCCCUGCGCCCAGACCGUCCGGAGCUUGAGGUUUUCUACGGCCUUGAAGCGUUUGUCUGCGACGCUUACGGCAAGCCGCGCUACUGUACCAACUGUGCCACCUGGAAGCCUGAUCGCGCCCACCACAGUGGCGAGAUUGGCCGCUGUGUUCGCAAGAUGGAUCACUACUGUCCCUGGGUUGGCGGUAUGGUGGCCGAGACCUCGUUCAAGUUCUUCGUCCAGUUCGUAUUCUAUGCCACGGUCUUCUGCACCAUCUGCCUGGUCCCGGCUGCUAUUGUCCUCAACGCCCAGAUGCGUUCUGGUUUGGGCGUGGACCCCCAGGUCUGCGUCGUCGUCGGCCUCGGCGCCUUCUUUGGUCUUUUCUCCUCUACCAUGACCUUCAACUGCCUACGCUUCAUCGCACUCAAUACCACCAACAUUGACGCCAUCGACUAUGAUUCCAAGUGUUACCGCCUGGCCAUUCGCGUCCCGGACGAGGACGCCACCUACCGCGCCGCCAUCUUUUGCCCCGUUGUCUCCUUCCCGCUCCACAAGAAUUCCUUCCGCCCGCGCUGUGCCCAGCGGGACAUUGGCCCAGACGACGAGACUGACGAGCAGCGCGACGAGCGUUGGGCGAGACUAGACCGCCAAGCUCAAGAGCAGGCCAUUCCAUCCCGCACCAACAUCAUUCCGGGAGCCCCUCGGCGUUACUAUGCUGUUGUCACUACCAAGCCCGGGGAGAACCCGUGGCACAUGGGCAGUACUUAUCUGAACAUCUGCUCCGUCAUGGGCAAUCGCGUUUUCGACUGGUUCCUGCCCAUGCGCCAGAGCCCGUGCAUCAACGAGCAAAGCGACCAGGGAUUUUACCGUUUCGGACCACUUCUUGAGACUCUGAGGUCGAGGCACGGCCUUCGCCGUCCCGAUGAGGCUGUGGAGUCUGAGAAGGCUUCUCUGAUUUGA
Molecule: messenger RNA, 1326 nt
Organism: Pyricularia grisea
Lineage: Eukaryota; Fungi; Ascomycota; Sordariomycetes; Magnaporthales; Pyriculariaceae
Exons: 1
Coding region: 1-1326 (441 amino acids)
Biological process (GO): peptidyl-L-cysteine S-palmitoylation; protein targeting to membrane
Cellular component (GO): Golgi apparatus; endoplasmic reticulum
Molecular function (GO): protein-cysteine S-palmitoyltransferase activity
Source: RefSeq, a predicted model, not a curated record